Messenger RNA from Triticum dicoccoides, 1149 nucleotides. RefSeq lists its product as uncharacterized. The transcript has 3 exons. The record is from RefSeq and is a predicted model, not a curated record. NCBI's taxonomy places the organism in Eukaryota, Viridiplantae, Streptophyta, Magnoliopsida, Poales, Poaceae. Bases 215 to 838 code for a protein of 207 amino acids.
ACCAAAUUGAGGGCUUCUGAGCACAGUGAGGGCAGUGUUGACCUAAGACCACAGGUCAUCCCUUGUAAAACUUACGUGUACAUGAAUAUGUCGCAACGUGGACGAGCUCCCUGGGGUUGCUGAGGCAGUGUUGGGUACGCACUUCUUUGAUUUUUUCUAUGAAAUCGAGAAGGUGUUGGUUCGUGAUCCAGAAAGAGAGAAAAGGGAAGUGCAGAUGGAGGCGGAUGUUAACAAAUCCCCUUUUGUGAGAACAUCCACAUGGGGCAAGCAUGACCCUAAGUCUGGACACAAAGGAAAAAAUGAUGGAUACAGUAAAAAUGGUGGUGAUGGGGACGAGAACCCUGUCGAUGAGAAAGAAGGAGAAAGCAUGGAAUCUAAGGAAUCAGAAGAUAACACACUGUUAAUUGAAACCAUGGUUGUGGAGGCAUAUAACAAAGAAAAAGCGCAGGCCUCUCAGGCAAUGCUAGGUGUUGAUGACACCAAGCAUAAUGUUGAUGAGAUUCAGGUGGUGGAACUUGAGGGAGAGGACCUUUCCAAGUUGGAGAAAUCAGAUUAUCUGGUACAGUUUCCUGCCUCCCCUUCUGAGGAUGUGGGAGAGGUGAUUCCUACCCCUCCCCUUUUAUCUGAAGAGGUUCAGAGGUUUAGCUUGAGGAACUUGCAGAAUAUGGAGGGAAGAAUGCAAGAGAGAGCUGUUGCCAUUUCCAAGAAGAGAAAUUUUGAAGGAAUGAUGAAGCAGGAUGACACGACUGCCAUGAGGGACGGCGCGAAGAUGCUGAAGGAAAAUGCGUCGAUGAUGAUGAGGAUUUGUGCUGCGAACCGUGAAGAGGCGACCUGUUGAUUCUGCUGGAGAUGUGUCCCUGUGGUUUAGCUUGAUAUUUGAGCUGCUCUCCCCUAUGUGGGACUGAACUUAUUCUGCUCGACUGUUGCGAGCUUGUGUUUUGUGCUCUUUUGGGGCUGUUUGGUACUGGUCCCUAGCUGCAGAGAUAUGGUGUCGUCGGGUUUUCGCCCCACAGUGAGUAAUCUCGAUGGCGAGUGCUCACAGUGUGUUUCCCGGCGAUGCGUUGAACUCGCUUCCCCUUUUCUCCUUCUUUGGACUGUUGUAUUUCCGUUAUGUUGCAGUAAUGGAAAGGGGUAAUGCCCGGUUCAAAA